CUUGGAAGUUUGUUCGCAGCAGCCCCAAACAAAAAGAACUUUGCAAACCCCUCUCCCUCUCCCAAUCUCAAUCUCAAUCUCAAAUCCCUAAUCCCUACUACACAAAGCUUCAUCAUCUCCUCCAUCAGUCGACGAUCGAGGAGCAGCAACGGGCGACAGUCGACGGCGAGCUGCGAGCGACGAUCUAAUUCUUAUCAUUGAUUUGGAGUUUUUUUUUUGUGUGCAAAAGAAGAUGGCGGACGGGAUGCCAGCCGACCCAACCCGAACUGCGAGCACCCUCCACACCCAAAAAUGAACACCACCAUGUACAAAAAGGAAGGAAAGUUCCUAGCGCUCUGUAUCUCUUGUCUUCUACACAAAAUGGGUCGUGUAGUGAUUUCACUCGUUCCGUACCUUCAAAUAUCGAUCAAAACCCUGAAAGAAGAUUGAUGAUCUGACAUCGAAACUUCCAUUAUCUCAAUCACAAUCAGUGGAUUCUUGUAAACAGCUAGAAAAAUACUUGGCUCUUUGCCAAUGGAGAAAGGAAAAGCUUCUAGCCUAUUUGUUAAUGAUGGUUCAUUCAUGGAGAAAUUCAAACAGCUCGAACAAGAGAAGGGUCCUGCAUUAGGGGAGUCUAAACCGGGCCAAACUGUAUCAGGGACUUCAAUUCCUAAGCCUAUCGUUAGUAAAACCAGCUUUGAAUCUAAGGCUAAUGAUUUUCGCAAAACCACCCCAGUUGCUUCAAGUGGCAAACUUGCAUUCAGCUUGAAACAGAAGUCAAAGCUUGUGGCACCCUCUGUUAAGUUAAGUGAAGAUGAGGAUGAAGAAGAAAGUGUUGCUGGAAAUGCAUUGGGUAAUGAGCCAGCAAAACGGCAGAAGUUGGGUCAGCCUGAUGACUCUGAGCAAUCAUCUAAACAAGUUGAUGUUGCACCACCUCCCCCGAGCGACCCUACAGUGAAGAAAGUUGCUGACAAGUUAGCAAGUUUUGUGGCAAAAACUGGAAGGCAGUUUGAGCAUAUUACACGGAAAAAGAAUCCUGGAGAUACUCCUUUUAAGUUUCUAUUUGAUGAAAACUGUGCUGAUUACAAAUAUUAUUAUUACCGGCUUAGUGAAGAGGAAAAGGCUCUGUUACGGGCCAGGGAUUCCCAAACAUCACAAAGUGGUGGCAUAAGCACUGCAGCUCUUAGUCCGACAAGUGGGCCUCAGAGGUCACUUCAGCAGCAUUCGAAUUAUCAAACUCCUGCUUCAGCUUUAUAUGAAGCUAUUGAGGAUACAAGAGCUUCUAUGACAUCAGUUCAAACUACAUCAGCAGGACGAUCUGGUUAUGGUGAAUCUAGUGCCCCAGCUGGUGCAGAUCGUAUAGCAAUGAUGGAGUUUUAUAUGAAGAAGGCUGCACAGGAGGAGAAGAGGAAACAACCUAAACAGUCAAAAGAUGAAAUGCCUCCACCUGCUUCCCUUCAAGCUGCUCCGUCGAAAAAAGGUCAUCACAUGGGUGAUUAUAUCCCACAAGAAGAGCUCGAGAAGUUCUUGGCUACCUGUAAUGAUGCAGCUGCUCGGAAAGCUGCCAGAGAGUCUGCAGAAAGGGCAAAAAUCCAGUCUGACAAUGUUGGUCACAAACUUCUGUCUAAAAUGGGCUGGAAAGAAGGUGAGGGUUUGGGGAGCUCGAAAAGUGGUAUUGCAGAUCCAAUUAUGGCGGGUAAUGUGAAACUCAACAACUUGGGGGUUGGCGCUCACCAGCCCGGAGAGGUGACUCCUGAGGAUGAUAUAUAUGAGCAGUAUAAGAAGCGCAUGAUGCUUGGUUAUCGAUACAGACCAAACCCACUGAACAAUCCUCGGAAAUCAUACUACUGAGGAACUUUCUAAUGCAACAAGCCGCCUGCUGGUUGGGUUGGGGGUGCCUUGAAGAAAUAAUUUCUUUUUUAUUUGUUUGUGGGUCAGUUGAAUUUCUUAUUUCAUUGGAUUCGAUGGAGAACUGAUUUUACUGUGUCAUAACAAAAUCUACUUGAAUGAUCUUUUAUGAGUUUCAAUUGUUAUUGCCAAACUAUUGUCCGUUUAAUUUUUGCUA
Camellia sinensis is the source of this 2044-nucleotide messenger RNA. Its product is annotated as SWAP (Suppressor-of-White-APricot)/surp domain-containing protein / D111/G-patch domain-containing protein. Gene Ontology annotation, molecular function: RNA binding. The record is from RefSeq and is a predicted model, not a curated record. Gene Ontology annotation, biological process: RNA processing. NCBI's taxonomy places the organism in Eukaryota, Viridiplantae, Streptophyta, Magnoliopsida, Ericales, Theaceae. Gene Ontology annotation, cellular component: nucleoplasm.